GAAAUAGGAAAUCUGAAAAGCUUGCUUUGUUUGGAUGUGUCGGAGAACAAGCUGGAAAGACUACCAGAGGAGAUCAGCGGUUUGACUUCAUUAACAGAUCUGCUUGUGUCACAGAACUUAAUUGAGGUUUUACCUGAUGGCAUUGGGAAACUUAAAAGGUUGUCAAUACUUAAAGUGGACCAGAAUCGUCUCAUGCAACUGACUGAAUGCAUUGGAGAAUGUGAAAGCCUCACUGAACUAGUGCUGACGGAGAAUCAGCUUUUGAUUCUGCCAAGAAGUAUUGGGAAAUUGAAGAAGCUGAACAACUUGAAUGUUGAUAGGAAUAAAUUAAUGUCUUUGCCAAAAGAGAUUGGUGGUUGUAGCAGUCUUAAUGUAUUUUGUAUGCGUGAAAACCGACUGACACGUAUUCCUGCAGAAAUUGCACAAGCUACUGAACUCCAUGUCUUGGAUGUUGCUGGAAACAGGUUAUCCCAUUUACCUUUAUCAUUGACUUCACUGAAAUUGAAGGCAUUAUGGUUAUCAGAUAACCAGUCCCAGCCUCUGCUGACUUUCCAGACAGAUGUUGAUCUUGAGACUGGGGAAAAGGUUUUAACAUGUGUACUACUACCACAGAUGCCUUCUGAAACUAGUGGCCAAGAUUACUUACCACGGUGCGGGGCUAUUGAAAGUUUGGUGAAUGAUAUGUCUGAUGAAACCUGGAAUGAAAGAGCAAUGAAUAGAAUAAGUGCCAUACGAUUUUUAGAUGAUGAAAAAGAAGAUGAGGAAGAUGAAACGGCAACACUGCUAAGACGAGCUACGCCGCACCCUGGGGAAUUAAAGUCAAUGAAAAAGACUGUGGAGAACUUGCGUACCACUUUGAAUGCUGCUAAAGGACUGGACUCUAACAAAAAUGAGGUCAAUAACUCCAUUGACAGAUUGACCACGUCUGUGUAG
Molecule: messenger RNA, 933 nt
Organism: Staurois parvus
Lineage: Eukaryota; Metazoa; Chordata; Amphibia; Anura; Ranidae
Source: the annotation of a GenBank genome assembly